Molecule: messenger RNA, 4196 nt
Organism: Phoenix dactylifera (date palm)
Lineage: Eukaryota; Viridiplantae; Streptophyta; Magnoliopsida; Arecales; Arecaceae
Source: RefSeq, a predicted model, not a curated record
CUUUUCAGCAGAUUUUAUGUUAUCACUAAAUCUAUAAAUUAUUUUUUUCCGUUAUUUUUGCUGCUGAGUUGGGAUUUAUUCUAUUAAGUUUUAUUUCCAUUUUUGGAGGUCUGAAUUAGUUACUGUUUCAGAUGUUUGUUUCUGUAAUGAAGUUGUUGAGCAUGGUGAGACUGUUGCUGAUGAUGCUCUUCAAGUAAGUCAAAAGGGGUUAACCAUGCAUCAUGCAUCAUAUUAGACGAAUCCACCUUUAUAGAGAACAUGAUAAAUAUUCGUAACUAAUUAAUUACGAAUGACAUAAAUGGCAUUAAAAUAUUAUUCUGUUCUGGUGAAAGAUGGAAUCUCCGCAUGGUCACAACAUUAGUAGAGGAGGUCCAAUUAGAAGGAACUUUAUUAUAAUAAGUUUAUUGGAAUCUUGCAAAUGGCAAUUCCUUAAUAAUAUUAUCAUCAACUUUAAAGGAAAAUUCUCAGUGCAGUGGAGCUCUAUGACUUGUAACCAAUGGAGAGGAGAAGAGGAUUGUCAAGUUGUUGGUUCCACUUUGAUGAAAGAAGCCAUGAAGAAUAUUUUUCUCAUUAUUGCAAACAACUGCUCAAUAAAUUCUUUGAUUGUUUAUCCAUUAUUUAAGGAGAUAUUGCCAGAUUCAAGUAAACUCAAUAUGGGUGUGCUUGUACAUGGCCCUAAAGGCAAUUUUGCUUGGAGAAUCACCCAUAAGAUGUUGGUGUGUGAUAGUGAAAUUUUUAAACAAAGUUUUGGAUUUUAUUCCAUCUGACACAAUGUUAAAAGCCAAACCGGAAGUUACAUGUGAUGAGUAUAAUGGAUAGAGGAAUUUAAAAAGAGGGUGAGGAACAUGAAGAUGUAUAUUAAUAACUUGUUGGAGGUGAACUGUAGUAAUCACUUACCAUAUAGAAAGAUUCUGAUUUCACUUCUAGAUUACUUGAAUGUAUAAACAAUGGCGAACUUAAAUUUUUGUAUGACUAUAAGGGUAUGGUUUCAUUAACACAUAACAGUGAGGUCCGUUAAAGUCCCUCGUUCCUGCAUCAUGUCAUUGUAGCCUUAUGCCUUUCUUCAUCUAUUUCAAGUGGGCAAGUAAAAUUGAAGGUUGAUAUACCAGUAUCUAAUGUCAGAUCGAGCAUGCUUACUAAAAUUAUGACUGUAGGUUAAAGUAUGUAUGAAGAAAAGAAAACUUAAAAAAAAAAGAAGAAAAUCUCGUGGUCCUCAAACGAUAAAUUUUUUAAAGCCUUCUAAAAAGAUGAUGUCUGACCUAUUUGUGGAACUUGAAUGGAUAUUGCACUAAAAUUCCUAGAAUUAAGACAACGUAUGUUAGAGAUCUAUGAUUUCAUAACAUAAAGAUGCAUGCAUUCCUGAUAUCUGUCAGUCAUAUGUAUGGUGUGACAUGUGAUUAAACUAGAAGAGUAGAAAAAUUCUUGUUUAAUAGCGAAGCUUCGUACCAUUAGAAUUGCCUUUUCAACAUGUGUAAGAAUAGCUGAAUCUAAGAUGAUGCAUAAAUUGAACUCCAACAACAUACAUUAACAUGGUAUUCUCGUAUGUAUCAGCAUAAUAAGUAUUGCAAAGCUGUAUGUUCUUGUCACAAAUCACAUCAUCUAGCCUACUAUCUCCACUAAGUGCUGACACGAUAUAAAAUGAAGGUGAUAGCUUAUAAAUCAAGUGAACAUCUCAUUUUGAUUAAUUAUCUUUAACUUUCUUCCACCUUAUUCCUUUGCUCUUCCUUCUUUUGCACUUCCUCGGCUCCUUAGAACUUUAUCAAAAUGCUGCAAAUAAAGAAAAUGUUCUUCAUGUUGUCAUACCAGCACGAUCCAACUUAAUUGAUCUAGUAUAUAGCAUUGGUAUAUCUUAAACAUUGAAUUACUCUGCCUUAAUGGAUUUUACUUAUGAUCUAGCCUUGAACUGGUUUGAGUUCCUAAUUAAGUUGUAGUGCUUAGGACUUUUACAAAUACAAACUUGUCAUACCAUACAAGAUAUUAACUGAUGUUUAUUCCUUGCAUGAGCUAUUUGCUGCUUGAUGAUGAUGUCCUUUCAGUUGUUAAAACUUCUAAUGUACUAUAGCUCAAGAUUGAAAAGUAGGGAGAUACCUGUCUUAUUAAAAACUAAGUUGAUAGAUAAAUUGCUAUUAUCCUAUAUUAGAUAUAUUGAUCUUUUACAAGUUCCACUGGUUGUUGUAACUAUGGAUGGAGGUGCAUCACUAAUGGACAGUCGCGUACUUCUAUCCUUUGACAUAACAAAUCCUUGAUUACUGACUGAUCAUACACUCUAAGCUCACAUUAAUUUUUAAAAAAGAAAAACAGAGAUCGAAAGAAAAAGAACAACUGUGAUCGUGGCAAUUGCCUAGAUGUUCAGAUAUUUCAUUAUGUAAUGCCGACUUGCUUGAGAUACUCAAUGACUAUAUUUGUGAGAACCAUUUGGUAUUCUCAGUUAAACUUAUAGUACCAAUCCAGGAUAUCUGCUAGGUGCCUGCCGCUUGGCAAAUGGUGGCCAAUACGCUUACGGGCAUGGAGAUUGUCGUCACUUCAAUCUUCUAAUGGUGCCUUCUCAUAGUUUAUGAUUUAUCUGGUUUGUACCCGAACAUACAGAUGUAAGCUUUGGUUUUGUUAAGAUGUUGCUUGAAAGACCCAUGGAGGCGUCCCUAGAUGCAAGUUAGUGGUGGCCCAUGCAGCUAUCCUCAAGCCCCUAGGACUGGAACAUUGGAGCACAAUUAAAUGCAUGUUGGUAUAAGGUGACACUAUAAUCAUCAAGGCUUCAGAUAUGACUUAGCAGAUUAUUUGGAGUGGAGUAAAUUUUUUGAAGGGUUUGUCUUUGAUUUUUCACUUAGGCAAUUAUUAGGUAUCUUAAUUCUUAACAUAUGAUCAUUUAAAUUUGAGGGAGUGAUGGUGGUGACCUGCAGGCCAAAUCAGGCAACUAGAUUUUAAUUAUUGUGAAUUUGUUGCAAAUGCAUUACUUUGGUAAAUAAAGGGCAUCGUAAUCCUUGCCAAAUUGUGUCAACUAAGCCCGUGGGCCAUGUGGAUCUAGGGUCUGUCUGGAUAUACCCAAUUCUUAUCGUUCGUGGGAACCAUAGAUUUUUUUGUAUUGGACUGUACUACCUGAUAUAGGAUGUACUGUAUUGGUAGGGUACUGAGAGUCGAUACCUCACUUGUACCAAGUGUCGGUACUAAGGUAUGUGCCGAUACUUGGUUUGAGCAAUUCCCCUGAUGGUUGGUUGUUAGCCACCAUGACUGGAUUAUGAAAUUAUGUCAAUAAUGCCAGUAUGUUGCUAUUAAAUCUACAUGGUUGGUCAAAAAGUUCUUUCUCCUAGUUGAGCACAUGAUUCCUCGGUGGGUUCCAUAUCUUGGUUACCAUGUAGGGCUGUGACAGGCUGAACUCUGACCAGGCUGCCUGUCCAAACCAAAGCAUUUGUUGAAGAUCCACAGUCCAGUCAAACUCAUGAUCAUGAUAAGCUCCAGAAUAAGCCCAAAUUUCCUGGUUAUAACCUUGGUCGAAAGAAAUAGCCUAUGAGCACUAAGAUACUGUUCAUAGUUCGGAAUGGUGAUACUACUAUUUUCUUGGUAUGUGGCAAGUAACUAAAGUCCGGAUCUGGUUUUUUGUUUGUUUGUUUCUAUCCAGUAUGAGAUAGAACUUGAUCAAAAUGAUCAUUCGACUUGCUAUCUGCUUCCACUCCAAAAGAAAAGCAUACUUUAUCAAGAUGUCAGCAGUUUUCUAGAUAUUGUCUGUGGUGUUAGAUUGCCUUUGCCUUGUAGGGAAGUAAGUCAAGUUGUUGGCACGUGGGAGUGAAACACAAACAUCUUUCUUUCUUGUACUUCCUUUUGAGAGAGCGGGCAGUGGUUGGUAAGAGCCAAUAGAUGGCAACUCAGCAGGAGAGGGCUGGGCCCGAUGCCAGUGCGAGGCAAGGAGAGAUUGUGAUCCCUGGUGGAGUCUGUGGCAAGAGCCUUGAGUCCCAAGAGCAUCUGGCUGAAGGUCGUAGCUUUGGAGGGCAAACAUGGAGGGAGCAGCUGGGGGCAGAGGGCCGCAAGGGCAAGUUCAGCACCAUGGAUGAGUCCCGAGGGGAGCGUGCUGCCAUUGAAGGGAUCAAUAUCCAUGAGUCCGAGUGUAGGUCGUAGAGCAGUAUGUCUGACUGUAGGGGGUGGACUAAUAAGAAUGGUUUAGUUGUAGUUAGGAGUUGGUGGCAGGGUUGGUUUUUCUGUUUCAA